Messenger RNA from Drosophila kikkawai, 8547 nucleotides. It is a transcript of the gene unc79, whose product is annotated as UNC-79 domain-containing protein. The record is from RefSeq and is a predicted model, not a curated record. NCBI's taxonomy places the organism in Eukaryota, Metazoa, Arthropoda, Insecta, Diptera, Drosophilidae. Gene Ontology annotation, molecular function: protein binding.
UCUUCGUGGACGUGGCUUGCUGUAUAACCCGUAAAAAAUUGCAAAUCUUUUGAAAAAACUAACAAAUUUCGAGAAUGCGAAGUCCCUCGGCAGCAGUUUGGGCAAUGCGAAGGAUUUGUCUGAUAUAAUGACUGGCAGCUUCAAGGUGCAACUCAUCAACAUGGGCACUCGUGCUGCCGCCUUUCAGGCAAAAUUGAGAGCCCUUCAUGAAUACCAUGUACGUCUAUUGCACAACGUCUUACCCGCGCCCUCUGGCGUAGAUAUUGCUAACAAUAUCAAAUACUUUUCUCAAACUCUACUAACUGUCCUCAAAGAUGUGCGCACCUCGCCGCACGAGCUUAUACGCGAUCCCCUCGAAGAUCCCACUCGCAUGUCUGCCUAUCCCAAUCUCGAAUAUGGCAACCUAUACAACGCUCUUACCAUGCUCAUAGAUGUGGCACCUUGCAUCCAGUACGGGCAAAUCGUUUUCGGAAAAGCUCUCUUGCAAUGCCUAAGCUGCAUCCUCCCAUUUCUCGACAAGGAUCUCAUCGAUAAUCUACCCUACCUGGUCAGCUCUACUAUAUCUGUUCUACCGCCAGCUUUGCACCAAGAUAUUGUCAACGCUCUUUGCUACUAUAUCCUGCCCUUUACUAUAACCCGUCGCAGCUCCGAUGAGCAGGAAUGUCAAGCCUGCCAGUCCGUGUCCUCGGUGAUCAUGAUGGUGCUGCAGUACUCCAACAACCCGGCCCACCACUGCCAGUUGCUGGAGUGCCUGAUGACCCUCAAGCACAACGUGGUCAAGGACAUCCUCUGCGUGGUGGCCUACGGCACCGCUGUCUCCCGAUCCUCGGCCGCCAAACUGCUCUUCUACUACUGGCCCGCCUUCGACGCCAAUCUCUUUGACCGGAAAGUCCUGCUUUCGAAACUAACUAACGACCUGGUGCCCUUCACCUGUCAGCGGGAGCACUGUCCGAACGCCGGGAACGCGGAGGCAGCCAAGGUGUGCUACGACCACAGCAUCAGCAUCACCUAUGCACCGGACUGCCCGCCGCCUCUCUACCUGUGCAUCGAGUGCGCCAACGAGAUCCACCGCGAGCACGGCAGCCUCGAGUUCGGCGACAUUCUCCAUCCCAUGCAGCAAGUGUCCAUGGUCUGUGAGAACAAGAAUUGUCGCUCCAACGAGAAGUCCGCCUUCUCCAUUUGCUUCUCCACGGAAUGCGCCAGCUUCAACGGCAACCAUCCCAUCCGCUACUGCAGCCAGUGCCACAGCAACAGGCACAACUCCCGCCGUGGCGGGGACCACGUGGUGCACCGCAGCCUACAGCCCGCGUGGCAGAUGGACCCCGAGAUGCAGAUGCACAUGGUCGAGUCGGUGGUGAGUCUGCUGCGCGAGGCUAAGCCGCUGAACUUCGAGCCGGGCAAGGAGUCCUCGUCGUCCGAUGCCAAGAAGAACGGCUCCGCGCUCACCGCCGACAACAUUUCUCUCGAGGAACGGCAGCGGUUGGGCCGCUAUGGCAUCUGGCUGCUGGUGGGCCGUUGCACUCCCACCGCCGACACUCCCGUCGAGGUGCUGGGCAGGAUCCUGAGCAUGCUCUUCCACUGGUUCCAUGUCACCGCCUAUUCGUACGACGCUGCCGGUCAGGUGGAGAGUACUAUUGAGAAGCUGAAGGUCGAUCACGUGUGCAACUGGCUGAAGGAGAUCUGUCGCAUCCACUACAACGUCUUCAUCUCCUGCCUCCUGCCCCAUCCGCCCGAGUACGCUCGCGUCGGUGGCCACUGGGAGACCUUGGCGUCGCGUACCAGCCACCUGAAGGAGGGACUUCAGCGGCUGAUCUGCCUGGUGCCGUACGAGGUGAUCACCUCCGAGAUCUGGGACUACGUCAUGCCGCACUGGAUGGAGGCCAUCACCAACGACGUAGCCGAGAAGGAGCUCAACGAGCUGAAGAUUGUGCUGAGCAAGAUCCUCGAUCCGGAGAUGUCGCCGCUGGGCUUUGACGCGAAGACCAUGUACAACUUUGUGGCCAUACGAUUCGAGAAGACCACGGCCAAGGUGCAGCAGCAGGCCCUCCACUGGCUGCAGAUCCUCACGAAGCUGGAGAUUCUCAUCCCCCUGGUGCAGCUCUUCGCCAUGUUCGGGGACGGAGUGCGCAUCAUGAAGUACGGCAUCCAGCACGAGUUGAUGCGCGAGAAGGACGCCCAGUCUCAGGCCAAGGCCCCCAAGACUCCAUGCAAGGAGAGCAAAGAGACCAAGGCGGACAUGGCCAAUCCCCCCAGGCGCAGUUCCAUUUCUCCUGUCGUGGAGGAUGACUCCGGCAACACAUCUGCCAUUUCGGAUGACGAGGCGCCCACUAAUCGCCACACGGAAUUCUCCACGGACGCCGAGCACAACCUCACCUGCUGCAUCCUCAUGCUGGACAUUCUGCUGAAGCAGAUGGAGCUGCAGGACGUGGAGCAGCACAUGGGCAUCCACACGAGCGUCUGCGAGAACGUCUCGCGGCUGAUCAAGUGCAUGGUUACAGCUGCUCGUGUGGGCCUCAGCAGCCAUGUCUGCGCCCUGAAGGUCGCGGAGUGUGCCUACUGCGAGGCCUCGAUCAUGUGGCACCAGCUCUCCACUAAGUUGGUCCAGUUCAUGGCUCCCCUGAACCCUGUCAGGCCACCAGAUGUUCCCAUCGAGGACAUCAUCGAGGAGGAGAAGUCUUCCCGCAAGUCUCCGCCCGAAUCCGACAAGGAAAAGACCCGUGAUCGAGAUGUUUCCCUCUCGAUGGCACCGCUUCCGAUCCCACUGGGACCCCUCGGAGGAUUUGCAGAUAUCUUUAAGCUAGAUCAAUUCUUUUCAGACGAUGGAAAAAUUAUUAUAAUGGCAGGUCCUGUGCCGGUGGCCGUUCCGCAGCCAGAACCCCACUCCGUAGGCGGAGUGCUCGUCCACAUGCCCCACGUCUGUUCAAAUAACGAAUAUGGGCAUUCAGUUGAUAGUAAUGAAUUGAGAAAAGUUCACGCCACAGACGAGAUCAUGACGGCCACGGUAGAGACAGUUUCAGAGCAGCUCGACCUGGCCUCCAUCCUGCCCACCGACCGGGCCAUAGCCCGCAUCCUCUCGGACGCGGACGUGGUCAGCGCCAAUGUCAGCGUGACCCGGGCCUCGGUCAUGGGCGAAAACGGUGCCAAUGGCGGCGCAGCAUGCGGCGGUGGCGAAAAUGGCAGCGGCUCUGAGGAGGACGAGGAGGAGGAGGACAGCGACGACUUCUGGCACACCUCCGUCGGCAAGUUCAAGUUCACGCUGGACACGCUGCCCCAGCCCUUGCAGUAUAUUCAUCAGCUCCUGACGGAAAUCCCUACCAUCAAGAAGCCGGAGAUCCUGUACUACGUGCUGCAGUGCCUCAACACGAUGGCCCUUCAUGGCGAUGCCCUGGCCAAGGCUGCUCGGGAGCAGCGAGGCUUCUUCAUCUGGUGCCAGGAGAAUCUGCUGAUCAAGAACCUGUGGGAGCUGUGCAACGCGGAGCACUCGCACAUCUGUCAGGUGGGCGUGCCCCUGCUGCUGCACUGCAUCACGCUGCCACUGGGCUCCGAUGUCUUCUGGCGCGUGGUGCAGGAGGCCUUCCACGACACGGACUGGCGUGUCCGAUUCACGGCAGUGGAACGCGUUACCGUGAUUACCCGGUUCAUGGACUCGACGCCCCUGCGCUCCGAGGUGGGUCUGCAGACGGCGCUGGCCACCGCCUUCUGCCACCUGAUCGCCAGCAUGGACGACAUCAAUGUGUAUGUGGCGCAGCGGGCGACCCUGUACAUCGGGACCAUCCAUGACACGGCAAUACGGUCGCUGCUCUUCUGCCUGGAGUCGCAGUUCGAUCUCUUCAUCGUGGACCGGCCGGUGGUACUCCAGUCGGUCUACCAGCUACACAACUCGCUUUCCGACCGCAAGAUGCUCGGCUGGGAGUUCUUCCUCAACCGCUUCGACACGCUCUUCGUGGAGGCGCAGAUCAGCCUGGAGAAAUGCGGCGACAUCUCGUACCUGCGGGACCUGCGCAACUCGGACAAUGGCAGCGAGGCGCUCUCGGCCAAGAUCCAGAAGGCCCGGGAGGCGCUGAACCAGUCGGACACCAGCGGCAGCAUGGCCAAGACGCUGAGCGCCUCCUUCGGCACAAAGUGGCCCUACAAGCGGACCAUGUCCGCUCCCGCUAGCAUGGCGCCUCGUCAGGACAGCAAGUUUGUGCCCGAGAAAGAGAAGAUCUACAGCCGGCAGGUGUCUGCGCCGAUCCUCAAGCGGAAGACCUCGCGCUUCGGACUGGAUGGUCACAUCCACUCGCUGGGCGGCUUAAACGAUGACAACCUCAUCGGCUUGCUGUCGAGGAUCACGGAGCUGGAGGAGUCCGACCGGGAAACCAUUCAUCUUCUGGUCUUUAUGCUCAUGCAGUUUAUGUCUCGCACGGAUCAGGCAUUCCCUUCGGAGGAUAAGCCCGUGACCAAGACCCAAAAUAUUGUCCUGAAGCAUCUUUUUCUGUUGCUCGGCCACAACCAGAUCGACAAGUCCUUCCACACAACACCGGAGUCUUUAAGGGUCUCGGCCGUGUUCAACGCCUUUUUGGCCAACCUGCCGCAGGUUCUGGACCAGAACCACCUGAUUGGUGGCCUCAUCCUUCCCUCGGUUAUGCAGAUCAUUCUCUAUGCCCCCAAUCCGACCAGCACCACUGGAGAGUACCAGAACAUCGUCUUCAACUAUUCGCUGUGGCACCUGGAGCAGUACCCGCGCCGCAACUGGCUCUUCACCUUGUUGGUGGUGCUCUACAAGUACUCCUACACCCAGCCGCCUCUCAGUGGCUACGUUAUCUCGGCCAUCCGCAUGAUCAUGAACAGCCUGCGCGGCCACUUCCACCAGUGCCGCCGGAUCCCCACUACCACAAUCCUGGACAUACAGGGCGUGGGCGGAGCCGCUCGCUCACGGGACGUCAGCCAGCCCUCGCUGGGCACCGAUCCGGACGACAAGGAGGCCAGUCCGCCGGCCAGCCCCAUGUUCCCCUCGGAGGGCACUAGUGCCGCCUCCAAGAGCAAAGGCCAGAACGUGGCAUUCACACCCAAGCUGCAGCACGCUUUCCGAAAGUACAAUGACUCCAGCCUGGAUGCGGACGAGACGGAGUCGGAGCUAGUGGCCAUACCCGAGAGCGAUCUCUCCGACAGCACUCUACAUGGCAGCAGUGCCCCGGGAUCCUUUGACGACACCAUUCAUUUCGAGGAUGUAAUGCCGCGCAAUCGCCGAACCCUUGAGUACACCGAGGAGAAAUCCACCAAGUCUCACAAGUCGAUGAUCACCACCAAGGUGGGCGAUACGUAUACAACCAAGAUCAAGGCCACCACCACCAGCGAGACCCUGGUUACGACCCACACGAGGCACAGCCUGCAGGAGGGCGUACGCAUGAUCGUGACCCCUCUGGUGGGAGCAGAGACCACGGAGACGGCCAUUGUGAGUCCUCCGGUUGACGUCCAUCGGGCGGUGACCGUGCGCAACAAAUCACUCGAGAACGCCGCCGCCUCCACCUCUAAGAUGUUCGCCGCCAUUGCCACAAAUCAUCUCAAGGCCCUGGGCGCCCUUCAAGAUGUGCCGACAGCGGCGACGGUAGACAGGAAGGCAGGAUCCAGUAGCGGCAGUGGCAGCCGUUCGGCCAACGGCAAUGGCAGUGGAGGCAGUGCUCCGGCUGCCGUCCAGGCAUCAUCCUCGGCCACAGCUCCUACUGUGACUGCCAAACCAAUUGGACGGCACAAGACAAUAGUGGAGUGCAGUGCCGGGAACUCGAGCUCCUCGGCGGAUGACUCGCGGCAAAAGAAGUCGCAAACCAAGUCGCUAAAGCGCACAGACAAGAACUACGGCUCGCCGGAGUCGCCGCUGUCCAAGAUGAGCGUGAUGCCGAACCCAAGGGACGAGGUGGACGAGGGAAUGCAGAGCCUGCCCCCACCCAAGAGCAUUGCCGCCCUGGAGAUACCCACUCCGGAGCGUUUGCUGCCCAUUGGUACCCAGGACUCGGUGGCAACGCUGGUGGAGCGGGUAAGGGAUGGCCUCAACAUCCCGGAUAUCAGUCAUCUCAAACAGGACAGUCUGGAUGUGUCGGAGAGCACCAAGGACGACGUGACGCCCAGCAGCCGUACAAACUCCCCCCGACGCCUCAUCAAGCAGGUGGCCCUGGAGUCACCACCAAACCCGAAUGCCCAGCUGCCCUCUCAGCCCUCGGCAGAUCUGCACACCUCCAUCUUGAAGAACGUUCAGCAGGAGCUCAAGCAGAAUGCGGGAGCCAACGGCGGCGGAGGCCUGACCACCAGCAACAGUAUCAAGCGACCCCGCCAGAAGCUGGCGCCCUUCAAUGUGGACACCAACGCCAUUCCGGACAUACGUUCUCGCUACGCGGGCUCCUGGCCUCCGCCACCCUUUCAACCCGUGGACCCCGAGCCCGAUGACGAUGGGGAUGAGAUCGGGGCCGAAACCACAAAUGGGCAUGGAGCGCAGUCCACUUCGCAUGCCGCACGUGGGCAAAGUUCCCGCCGGGUGGGCGACUACACCAUCGUAGAGCGCUGCUCGGACUGUGGUGCCCACAUUGAGGAGUACACGGACGAGGAGAUCGGCAUUUUCAUCGUGAUCCUGGGCACAUUUAUCCACCGUGAACCCGCUAUGGCAGCACCGUUCCUGCCCGAAAUUCUGACCAUGACUUCGCGCAUCUGUCUGAGCUGCACGCAUGCCUGGCAGGGCGAGAAUGGCCCACCCUUGGCCAGCAGUGCCCAAGCGGUGGCCCUCCAAUUCUUCCGUUGCAUUCUCCACCAGCUGGCCCCCAACGGCAUCUUCCUGCAGGUGUUCCAGACCCAAAUGAAGAUGAAAAUACGCCACAAUCACUUCCGGAGCAUUGCCAAGGCGCUGCAGGAUUUCCAGGAUCUGAAUGCCACCAGCCCCAUUUACAUGGUGUGCGAAUCACUGACCUCCAAGAAGGCGCUGCCCGUCGACCAGCUGCCCGUGAUCUUCCGCAACAUGGCCGAGUACCUCAACCUGCAGUGCGUGCCGGCCGAGGCAGGCGUGGGCUUGGCGGUCUGGUCGCAAGCAAUGCAGGCAAUGGAGUCGCUGCUGCGCCAAGUGAUCGUGAUCAUGCCCAGCCUGAGCAAUGCCGAGUACAUGCUGGACAUAAUCGCGGCCACGUUGAGGCUAAACUGUGUGCCGAAGACGCUGCUAGAUCCGUACUCCAAGAUCAUGGCCUACUGCGUCCAGCACACGAACCUCGAGUACCAGACCCUCUACGAGCUGUGCACCCUGAACACCCGCUCCUUCAGCAAGGACCGCGACAAGAACCUCCUGUGCCGCCAGAUGAUCUUCGAGUUUGUCCAGGCCCUCAAGUUCAAGUCGAACAUCCCGGACCAUAAUCUCCUCACGAUCGUCGGGUUCGUGCUGCUCGAUGCCGGCGGCACGUUACCACCGGGAUCUGCUCCUGGCCUGCCCGAUGCGGCUCCCAUGCUGACCACCAAUGCAGCCGAUUGCUUGAGGCAGUACAUCAACGACGUGAUUGACUUUCUGGCCGACUUCCACACGCUGAGCAAGAUCAAGAACUUUAAGAAUGGCCAGGCGAGCAAUGGACUCGGUGAGGACACCCUGGGUGGGGUCCUUAAGGGAGCGGUGGCCCAAUACCUGGCCCUAGAGAUGUCGCGGGGCAACUCCCGGGACAACAAGGCGGUCUCCCGUUAUCUGCCCUGGCUGAACAAUGCUCCGUCCUCCCUGCAGCAGGGGCCCAAGGAGUUCACCGAGUGCGUGGGCCACAUGCGCCUGCUAUCUUGGCUCUUACUCGGCUCCCUUACCCACAUGGCACUGAUGCAGCGUCGCCAAGAGACACACACCAUACCCACGCCCCUGCCCCCCAACUUGGCGCCCGGCCAGGGAUCGGCUGGUGUCCACUAUCAGCACCAAGGAGUAACAUACUCGCAGCCAGUGCCGCAGGAGGCCUCCUGCCACAUCGCAGAUCACAUUCAGGUGAUCUUCGCCGGAUUCGCGGAGCAGUCGAAGACCUCGGUGCUGCACAUGUCCUCGCUUUUCCAUGCCUUCACCCUGUGCCAGCUGUGGACGGUCUACCUGGAGCAGAUGGCCCAUAACACCAACAGCAAUGCGGAGGGCAGCACGCUGGGAGUGCUUUUCGAGUUCUGGGCAAAGGUUACGCCCUGCAUCCUGCAGCUGGUUUCCCACGCCAAGCCGACCGUCAACAAGGAUCAGCAGCCUACCACCAUGGACUUCCAGACGCAGAGCGCCAACUCCAAGUUGUCCGAGAUGGUCAACCUGCACUUCCUCAGCCUGCUGGAGGCCCUGAAGGACACCAACUCAACGGUGCUGGGCAAGCUGCUGCCCAUGUGGAGUCCCGUGCUCUCCUCGCAGACCCAACUCUCGGACACGCUGCACGUCCGUCUGCAGAACGUGCGGGACUAUGCUCCGGACUACGAGGAGCAGCAGGCCCUCAAGUCAGAGGCACUGCUGAAGUGGCUGCAGCGCCUCCAGUUUAAGAUGGGGCAAAUCGAGCUACAGGCCUCCACGGCCACCCAGUUCUAUUCGAUUUAAAG